AUGAUUGCUUCAAUCUUCCUCGCUGCCCUCGCCGCCGUUCAUGUCACUGCUUGGCCGCGAUAUGGCAAUUCCCCCUCCAAGCUUGACUCCUACAUUGAGUCCCAGCUGCAGAGAUCACUCCAAGGCGUUUUUGAUAACAUUGGUCCUGAUGGUGCAAAAGCCCCUGGUGCCCAUGCUGGCAUCGUCAUUGCUUCUCCGUCGACGCUGGACCCUGACUACUACUUCACCUGGACUCGUGACUCUGCCUUAACCCUCAAGAUGGUCGUCGAUGAGUUUCUCACUGGCAACGAGAAUGUUGAGCACUACAUCAAAGAAUACAUCACUGCCCAAGCAAUUCUCCAGACCGUCAGCAACCCCUCGGGCUCCCUCUCGUCUGGUCGUGGACUUGGCGAGCCAAAGUACUACUCCAACAUCACUCGUUUCAAUCGUUCUUGGGGUCGUCCACAGCGUGAUGGUCCUGCCCUACGUGCCACUGCCAUCAUCGCUUACGCCAGGUACUUGCUCUCACGAGGCAAGACGCAAGAAGUGAAGAGUAGGGUUUGGCCAGUCGUCAAGAAUGACCUUGCCUACGUUGCUCAAUUCUGGAACUCCACUGGUUUCGAUCUUUGGGAGGAAGUGAAUGGUCGUUCGUUCUUUGCCACUGCGGUCCAGCACCGCGCUCUAGUUGAGGGCGCUGCUCUGGCUAACAAGAUUGGCCUCUCUUGUGCUGACUGCGACUCUCAAGCGCCUAAUGUUCUGUGCCUACUCCAGACAUACUGGAACGGUCAGUAUAUCGUCUCCAACAUGGGUGUUUCUGCUGUACGGACUGGUAUCGAUGCGAACAGCGUUUUGGGCUCGCUUGCCACAUUUGACCCUACUGCCUCCUGCACUGAUGAGACUUUCCAACCUUGUUCUCAUCGUGCACUUGCCAACCUCAAAGUCUACGUUGACUCGUUCCGCCCCGCAUACACGAUCAAUGCCGGUCUUAAUGAAUCCGUUGCUGCUGCUACUGGUCGAUACACUGAAGACGUCUACUACUUCGGCAACCCUUGGUACCUGACCACUCUCGCCGUGGCUGAGCAGCUCUACGACGCUGUCCAGCAAUGGCGAGCUCUCUCCUCUCUCACCGUGACGUCUGUCGAUCUUGCCUUCUGGAAAGCCAUCAAAUCUGAUGCCGCAGAGGGCACGUACAAUGCCGGUACUCAGUCCUUUGACUCUUACCUUUCAACUGCCAUGACCUUUGCAGACGGCUUCGUCGACAUUGUAAAAAAAUACACUCCGAUCGACGGCGGGUUAGCAGAACAGUACUCCCGCGAAAACGGCACUGCUGUCUCUGCACGCGACCUCACAUGGUCCUACGCCUCCUUUGUCACCAUGGCGGCAGCGCGUCGUGCAGCCCUCAUUCAUUCGUCAAAAGAGCGUAAGCCACUUCAGGUACCGUCCUGGGGCGAGCCAAACGCAAACAAGGUCCCGUCGGUAUGUCUCGCGUCCUCUGCUCCUGGAACGUACAUCCCUGCGACCAGUGCUGGCGCACCUGCAGGAGCCGGCGGAUGCACGCUUACUGUCACAUUCAACGUCAACGCCAGCACCUUCUUCGGUGAAAACGUAUAUAUCUUUGGCAACACGACCGAUCUCGGUGCUUGGAACACUCAGGAUGCGAUAGCAGGCAAUGCCGCAGGUUACACUUCUGACCGUCCGCUGUGGGACUUUGAGAUCGACCUCCCUGCGAGCAGUGGUGUGGAGUAUGCCUUUUUGCGUGCGGAGCCGGAUGGAAGUUUUAUCCGAGAGGACGUAAAUAGGACAUACACGAUACCGCCCUGUGGAGAUGUGCCUGGAAAUGGCACUGCAACAGUAGAGGAUGCGUGGAGUGGUCCUGUCGGAACGCCUGCUGCAUAG
Pseudovirgaria hyperparasitica is the source of this 1875-nucleotide messenger RNA. RefSeq names its product putative glucan 1,4-alpha-glucosidase. Gene Ontology annotation, cellular component: fungal-type vacuole. The record is from RefSeq and is a predicted model, not a curated record. Gene Ontology annotation, biological process: polysaccharide catabolic process. Gene Ontology annotation, molecular function: starch binding; glucan 1,4-alpha-glucosidase activity. NCBI's taxonomy places the organism in Eukaryota, Fungi, Ascomycota, Dothideomycetes, Acrospermales, Acrospermaceae. The coding region runs from base 1 to 1875 and encodes 624 amino acids. The transcript is spliced from 3 exons.